Messenger RNA from Aspergillus steynii IBT 23096, 666 nucleotides. Its product is annotated as 60S ribosomal protein eL14. NCBI's taxonomy places the organism in Eukaryota, Fungi, Ascomycota, Eurotiomycetes, Eurotiales, Aspergillaceae. Gene Ontology annotation, cellular component: ribosome; cytosolic large ribosomal subunit. The record is from RefSeq and is a predicted model, not a curated record. Bases 1 to 450 code for a protein of 149 amino acids. The transcript has 3 exons. Gene Ontology annotation, molecular function: structural constituent of ribosome; RNA binding. Gene Ontology annotation, biological process: ribosomal large subunit biogenesis; translation.
AUGGCCGAUAUCGAUGUCAAGAUUGCUCAAUGGAAGCUCGUUGAGGUUGGCCGCGUGGUCCUGAUCCGCAGCGGUCCCUACACCGGCAAGCUGGCCGCCAUCGUCGAGAUUGUCGACCACAAGCGUGUCCUGGUUGACGGUCCUUCCACCGAGGAGAACAAGAUCGUUCCCCGUCACGUCCUCCCUCUUUCUCAGGCCACCCUCACCCACUUCGUCAUCCCCCAGCUGCCCCGUGCCGCCGGUACUGGCCCCGUGAGAAAGCUCUGGCAGAAGAACGAGAUCGACGGCAAGUGGGCCAAGAGCAACUACGCCCAGAAGACCCAGAGCGCCGAGCGACGGAAGAACCUUAACGACUUCGAGCGCUUCAAGGUCCUCAGACUCAGGAAGCAGGCCCGCUUCGAGGUCCAGAAGGCUCACGCCAAGCUCCGGGCGGCUGCUCCUAAGUCAUAGAUGGUUUAUUAUGAGGCUCGGUGCAUAGUGUGAUGGGGUGCCUUGGGACGGUUAAACAUUGCUGAGGGUUUAUUAUGGUUUCAGCAAAAAAUAAAACGCUGUACGCUUUCAUCAUUGACAGCUUAAAAUGAUUCGAGAACCUUGAUACCUUGACGGGUUAUGCUCGUACGUCACAAAUAGACGGCACCUUUUUUCAAGCCAGUGUAUGACUCUGGG